UCGUGGUAUGAAUUCGCUUUCAUGACGGCGCGAACCAAAUCUUUCAAAACGCAUGUCUUGGCCAGCGAAUGAAUGCGGACGUCAGAGGCGCGUGACAGGUGCGCGGGAGAAUUCACACGUAUAGUUUAAACGGAUAGUCCAGGAUAGUAACGAAGCGGGGGAAAGCGGGCCUUUCCUCCUAUAUUGAAGCUCUGUGGAUGUGGACCUCGACUUGGGAUUCUGUCAGUGUCACGUUGCGGUCAGCUUUGGUCGUGAGUGUGAGAUCAAGUGAAGCGACGUGUAAUCUGUCCGGCUCUCCACAUGUAUAAUAUUUCUGCAAUUAUGUCUUAUCAUUUUGCAAAGACGUGUGCUAGUACGAAUAGUCUCUGUCAUGUGUUGACGCAUGUACGACCUAUGAUUUGUAUUCAGAGAUUUAGCUACGCUCAUGAUAUAAACAUAAACUUGAAUAGUGGACCAGUCAGUAUUCUAAAGCAGAAAAUAGCUAGGGGCGAGCUGAUGAACGAUACGUAUCAGACAAAAGUGGCACAGACCCUGCAGCAAAUUUACCAAGAAGUCCAAGAUUAUAAGCCGCAGCAAUUAAAUCUAUUGGAAAAAUGGUUUUACAGCAAGCGGAGGGAUGCGCCGAAAGGGUUGUACAUUUAUGGAGCAGUGGGUGGAGGUAAAACAAUGUUGAUGGACCUAUUUUACAAUUGUUGCCAGAUUGAAAAUAAGAAAAGGGUCCAUUUUCAUUCUUUCAUGCUGGAUGUGCAUAGUAGAGUGCACGAAGUAAAGAAGACUAUUGUACGAGAUAUGACUAGUACCAAACUGCAACCUUUUGAUCCGAUACCUCCAGUCGCCUCUGGCAUUGCAGAGGAGACUUGGCUGUUGUGCUUCGAUGAAUUUCAGGUUCAGAUUUUUAUUAUUUCAAGAAAACAAAUACUACUUGUAAGUAUAAUUAAAAAUAAAAGAUCAAUGAAAACAGAUGCGUUGCAGGUAACGGAUAUCGCAGACGCGAUGAUAUUGAAACGGCUGUUCACGGAGCUGUUCGAUAAUGGCGUGAUAGUGGUCGCAACUAGUAACAGAUCGCCAGACGAUUUAUAUAAGAACGGACUGCAGAGAGGAAAUUUUGUACCAUUUAUAAAAGUGCUGAAAGAUCACUGCUUCGUUAGUAAUUUGGACUCUGGGAUAGAUUACAGAUUAAAAUCGGGAUCCGGAAAUAAGAAGAUUUACUUCAUAAAAGGUAAAGACGCCACGAAUGACGUGGAUAAAGUCUUCAAGUACCUAUGUUCCAUGGAGAACGACGUGAUACGACCGCGCACGAUUUCCAUAAGAGGACGCAAUGUUACUUUUCGAAAAACCUGCGGGCAGGUGCUGGACUCCACUUUCGAGGAAUUAUGCGACAGGCCUCUCGGAGCAAGCGAUUAUUUGCAGUUGAGUCAAAUUUUCCAUACAGUCAUAAUAAGGGACAUGCCUCAGUUGAACCUACGACUUAAAUCUCAAGCUAGGCGAUUUAUUACUCUUAUCGAUACAUUGUACGAUAAUAAGGUACGGGUAGUUAUGUCAGCGGCUGUACCACACACACAGUUAUUUUUAUCAGAAAACGAGUCCGAAUAUACCGAUGAGAAAAGGAUGCUGAUGGACGAUUUGAAGAUUACGCAUGGCUCGGAGGAUCACAAGGCAAACAUCUUUACUGGAGAAGAGGAAAUCUUCGCGUUCGACCGUACCGUGUCACGUCUGGCUGAGAUGCAGACCUCACAGUAUUGGGAACAGUGGGAGCAUCACAGAUAAUGAUGGUGUUAAAACUAGUACAAAUAGAUUUGUGUGGCUCCGUACGAAUUCCCAUUCACUUAAAAUUAAAGAUUGUGUAAAAUGAUGAUUGUAAUUUUUAUAAAACGAUCUCUUGCGAGUAGUAGUUAUUUAAGUUUUCGUCAGGUAUAUGCGUAUGUAUUUUAUGCUCGAAGUGUUAACUUUCGCGCUUUCUCAGUAUUUUACCUCGUAAAUUAUUGUGUUGGAAACGUAAGUUUCUUAAA
This is a messenger RNA of Trachymyrmex septentrionalis, 2009 nucleotides long. RefSeq names its product putative ATPase N2B. The coding region runs from base 301 to 1767 and encodes 488 amino acids. The transcript has 7 exons. Gene Ontology annotation, cellular component: cytoplasm; mitochondrion. Gene Ontology annotation, molecular function: ATP binding; ATP hydrolysis activity. The record is from RefSeq and is a predicted model, not a curated record. Lineage: Eukaryota; Metazoa; Arthropoda; Insecta; Hymenoptera; Formicidae.